Taeniopygia guttata (zebra finch) is the source of this 3357-nucleotide messenger RNA. The record is from RefSeq and is a predicted model, not a curated record. NCBI's taxonomy places the organism in Eukaryota, Metazoa, Chordata, Aves, Passeriformes, Estrildidae.
CUCGUCUAUGUUGAACAUUUAAGGUAAGCCAAGCACAUCUUUCCUUCCUGAACUGCUCCUUUGAACCGCACAUUCUCUUAAUAUUCUCCAAAGUACGGUGUUGCUAACUCUUCCAACAACACAUAAUGUCAUAAAUAAUAUUUCCCUUAAAAUCCAAAUGAAGCUUAGGAAACUCAGAAAAUUAAUUGCUCGCAAUGAACCUUAAGCCUAUUUCUUUGCAAUAAUUAAAUAUUUAUCAUUAAUUUGUAUAAUAAAAGACACCCUAACUGUGUGAACAUUAGGCAGCAGUUUUCUCAGUGGGUGAGUGCUUUGAAUCUGAUCCUUUCACCUGCCUCUUCCCAGUACCUGAAGAUAAUUUCUGCCUACUUGGGCUUGAUAUUUAGGAUGUCAGGAACUCUGAGGCGCCCAGUUUCUAGUUUUUUAGUUGCAUGUAGCCUUAGGUGGCUAAUUUUAGAAAGGAUCAGAACAGCUGUGUUGCUGACUCCUGGCGUCUUCAAAGGCAGGUUGAAAUGCUGUACUGUCAUUUCUUCUGGAUGAGCUCACUUAUCCUUAAGCAACUUUAGCCCUUCCUCCCAUUUUUAUUAUAACUGAAUUCUAUCAAAUGGUGGGGUCAAAAAUCCAUUUGAACAAAACCAUUGUGUGAUAUAUAUCUGCUGUGCCUUUUUUACUUUUUUUAAAAAUAAAUAUUUAGACCUACUGAUAACAGUUUAAUAACUUUUUUUUUUUCUAUAAAAUGUUUGAUACUAGAAAGCAGACCAUUUUUUCUCCUUCUACUCUGCUUGGGUCUUUUUUUAAAAUAAAAGGUAAGUAGGCGUGAUCAAGCAAUAUUUGUGGUUUACCAUGCUUCAUAUCAGCAAAGAGCUCAGUUUGGGCUGUUUUACUGGCACAGCUGAUGAAGAGAGGUUUGCAUUUUCAUUUUAAUGUAAAUGGAUAACCAGACAUGAUUCUUUCUACCUAUCACACUAUCCAGUCUGUUUUCUGCUGCUGCUGCUGCUCAGUGCAAGAAAGAGAAAUGAGAACAAAAGUGAACCUGGACCCUGAUGCUGUCCUGGCGACCCAGUACUCUGCUUCACAACCAGACGUUUCCUAUGAAUCUAUUUGGAAGUGUGAGCAGCGCAAGAGACAAUUACAGUUUAAGGACAAGCCAUUACCUCCUCUGCCUCCUGAGGCCUUCGAAGACUACACAAACAAACCCAGAGUUAUUGCACUCUGUGACUUCUUUGCUAGAGGGCCUUUAGAUUUACCUCUCAAGAAAUCAGAAGAAUACAUUAUCCUCGAAAAGUAUGAUCCGCUCUGGUGGAGGGCAAGAGACCGACAUGGGAAUGAAGGCCUAAUUCCCAGAAACUAUGUUACCGAGAACAAGAAAAGCAAUUUAGAAACAUACAAGUGGUACUGCAGAAACAUAAACAGAAGCCAGGCAGAACUUCUUUUGCGCCAGAAGCCCAAAGAAGGUGCGUUUGUUGUCAGAGAUUCAAGCCGACAGGGUCUUCUUACACUGUCCAUGUAUUCACGGGCUAAGGGAAGUCAUAAUGGAGAUAUUCUACAUUAUCACAUUAAACAAAAUCACUUGGGACUAUAUUAUGUAGCAGAAAAUUAUCUCUUUUCAUCUGUUCCUGAACUCAUAGAGUAUCAUCAACACAAUGCUGCAGGUCUUAUCACACGUCUCCGAUAUCCAGUCGGAUCAGAUGGAUGUACUUCAGCAGAGAACACAGGAUUGAGUUACGAGGAGUGGGGAUUAAACCCAUCUGAACUGUUGUUACUGAAAGAACUUGGGCGUGGGCAGUUUGGAGUUGUUUAUCUUGGUAAAUGGAAAGAGACUAUCAAGGUUGCCAUCAAAACAAUCAAUGAAGGUGCAAUGUCUGAAGAUGAUUUCAUAGAGGAGGCCAAACUGAUGAUGAAACUUUCCCACCCAAAGCUGGUCCAGCUUUAUGGAGUGUGCACACAUCACAAACCUCUCUACGUUGUGACUGAAUUCAUGGAAAAUGGUUGCCUGCUCAAUUACCUUCGGCAAAGGCGGGGGAAACUCAGCAGAGAUGUUCUCCUGAGCAUGUGCCAGGAUGUUUGUGAAGGGAUGGAAUAUCUGGAAAGAAAUGGCUUUAUUCACCGUGAUUUGGCUGCAAGAAACUGUUUGGUCAAUGUGGAGCAUGUCGUUAAAGUAUCUGACUUUGGCAUGGCAAGGUAUGUCAUUGAUGAUCAAUAUAUCAGCUCUUCAGGUGCCAAGUUUCCAGUCAAAUGGUCAUCUCCUGAAGUCUUUCAUUUCAAAAAAUACAGCAGCAAAUCAGAUGUCUGGUCAUUUGGUGUACUCAUGUGGGAAGUUUUCACAGAAGGCAAAAUGCCUUUUGAAACCAAGUCAAAUGCUGAAGUUGUCCGUGAGAUUUCUCAGGGUAACCGACUUUAUCGACCACAUUUGGCAUCACUUCCUGUGUACAAAGUCAUGUACAGCUGCUGGCAUGAGAAACCUGAAGGACGUCCUACUUUUGCAGAGUUAACAGUGACCCUCAGAGAUCUAACAGAGAUGACAUAAUCACAGAUUUUAUACCAAUAUAUUUUCUGAAAGGUUAGCAUUAAACAUGCCACUAAUGUAGCUGGUACAGAAAGCCUCAACCUUUUAGAGAGGUCUCUCCCUAAAUCAAAGUACCAGUAUCCUACAUAUUGAAGCAGCUGUUUGUCUUGGCACAGUUUUUCUUAUUUGAGAAAGAUACUCCAGGACGCUGGUUUGGGCCUCUCAAGGCUUUGUUUGCAUGGUAGGGAGAAAAAUCUGUUUGAAAAGCAGUAACCACGCCUACUCACCUUAUAGAUAUUUUUAUUCAUUAUUUUGUUCAGAGCUACACUAAUUCUUGCAUCAAUAUUAUUACAUUAUUUAUACUUGCUAUGACUCAUGCACCAGGGAAUACUGAUUGACAGCAGCAAGGAUGAUGAAAGAACCUCUCACAAGCUCUGGUUAGGUCACUUUUAAAGGCAGGUCCUUGUGCACUGCAAAGCAUCCAGCCCUGGGGAAGCAGAGCAGGGCUCUGUCCAAGGGACAGCAAGCUAAGUGACUGGCUGCUGGAGCAGUGCCCACACGUGUGCCUGGACCCACUACUUGGACAAAGCAGUGCCUUAGCCCUCCCCUUGCAAAUGUCCAGAAUGGUUAAUGGGCAAGUUAAAACUGGAACCUGACAGUAAAGCUCAGAUGGAUCCUAUGAUACCUUAUAUGGACACGUCUGUGACCCUACUUCUUAUGUUAUUAUUCACUUUUAAUUUUAAAUCUUAACUAUGGUCAACACAAAUAUGUUGUAGGGAAGGAAAGGUAGAUGGAAUUCAUAAUUAUUUAAAGCAAAAUAGUCAGAUCAUUACAAAUAAAGAUGUUCCUGGAAA